AUGCCGACCACUGUGGAGGAUGUCACUGCAAAGGCUGAGAUGGUUGCUAUGAAGUCAACUGUAGUCGACCAUAAGGACAAUGAGGCAGAACCCAAGGUUGACCACAACAGGGAUAGUUCUGUGGAAAAGGAAGUACAAGAGAACAAGAAAGACGAGGCUAAGGAGGAUGAAGUGCCAGUGCCUGAUGAAAUUGAAGCCAAAACUGGGAUUUCUUUUCCAGGUAAGUUGGAUAAUGGGAAGCUGCUGAAAGCUGUUGGUUUGAGAAAGAAGAGCAUGCUUGGCAUGGGCAUCAAAAUUUAUGCCUUUGGGAUAUAUGCAGACAAUGAGAUUUUGAGAGAACUUGUAACAACUGAAGUUGGGAAAGCACCGUCGAAACCAACAAAGGAAAUGUAUCAAAUGGUGGUUGACAGUGAUGUGGGAAUGAUGGUACGACUGGUUAUUGUUUACAAUGGCCUCACCGUGAACAUGGUAAGGAAGAACUUCGAUGAAGGCCUUGGAGCAGCCAUCAAAAAGCUCACUGGUGGGAGAAAUGAGGAACUCACCAAAAAGUAA
Messenger RNA from Fraxinus pennsylvanica, 552 nucleotides. Lineage: Eukaryota; Viridiplantae; Streptophyta; Magnoliopsida; Lamiales; Oleaceae. The record is from the annotation of a GenBank genome assembly.